This is a messenger RNA of Notodromas monacha, 264 nucleotides long. The record is from the annotation of a GenBank genome assembly. Lineage: Eukaryota; Metazoa; Arthropoda; Ostracoda; Podocopida; Cyprididae.
AUGUACGUUAAUCGGAACUUUGUGGCUUUCGUUUCGGACGAGAACUACAUGAAAAUCGCUAUCGACACGUUGGAGGAGCUGGAUUGGGUGCUGGACCAGUUGGAGACCAUGCAAACGCAUCGGUCAGUAAGCGACAUGGCGAGCAGCAAGACUUUCGAGAGAGCAGUUUGGCUGUUUCCGUCGAAAAAGAACGUACUAGAUUCCGUCGCGGGAUUGCUUCAGUAUCGUAGCGUGCCAAUUCAGCGAUACCGAUACGAGAACUAG